Molecule: messenger RNA, 1047 nt
Organism: Ostreococcus tauri
Lineage: Eukaryota; Viridiplantae; Chlorophyta; Mamiellophyceae; Mamiellales; Bathycoccaceae
Product: Ribosomal biogenesis regulatory protein
Exons: 1
Coding region: 1-1047 (348 amino acids)
Biological process (GO): ribosomal large subunit biogenesis; ribosomal large subunit export from nucleus; ribosome biogenesis
Cellular component (GO): preribosome, large subunit precursor; nucleus; nucleolus
Molecular function (GO): protein binding
Source: RefSeq, a predicted model, not a curated record
AUGUCGACCGCGACCGACGCGCGGGCGUCGGUGCCGUCCGCGCUCGAGGUCACGCGCGCGCACGCGGGGGCGCUCGAGCUCGAUCUCGGGUCGCUGCUCGCGGAAGAUGUCGUGUUCGACGUCCGCGCGGUGGCGGCGGCGACGGGGACGACGCUGGACGGCGCGGCGCGGGAACGUGGGAGAGACGUCCUCCAGCGCGUGAUCGCGGAGUUGUUCGCGUUGCCGAGCGAGAGUGAUGGGAACGGACGGUUCGCGCAGUUGCCGGAACCGACGACGGGGUUCCCGAGAGCGCGGGCGUUGCCGCCGAGCGAGACGCCGCUGACGAAGUGGGAGGCGUUCGCGAAGGAGAAGGGCAUCAAGAAGAGGAAACGAAGUAAGGAGACGUUCGAUGAACAGAGUGAGGAAUGGAAACGGCGGUACGGGUAUAAGAGGGUGAACGACGCGAACGACGUGAUCAUAGCGCCGGCGAAGAUGACGGAUGUCGUCGGGAAGACGGAGGACCCGUUCACGCGCGAGGAGCGAGAGAAGCGAGAGCGAACGCAGAAGAAUCGAGAGAAACAGGAUAAAAACUUGAUGCGCGCCGUGCAGGAGAAGGGUGUGAAGGCGCUGCCGCCGACUUUACGCUUGGCGGUGACGGGACAGAAGGACUCGGUGGGGAGCGGUAAGCUCGGGAAGCGCGAAAUGGUACACGUCGCGUCGCGCGUCGCGCAAUCCACGGCGUCGAUGGGUAAGUUCAACGCCCCCGUCGCGGGCGAUGAAAAGAUAAAGCUCAAAAAGGGCGCCAGAAGACAGUUUGACGAUAACCUCGACACGGAGAAGACUCGAAAGAAGAGCCAAGAGAUUGUCGAAAAGUUGCUCCUCAAGGAAAAGGCUGGCGGUAUGGUCGACGUCAACAUGGCGGCGAGAAAGAUUCAACAAGAGAAGGAGAAGGCAAACAGGAAGAACAAAUCGAGCGGAAAAUCUACCGAAAAGAAGAUUGGCGGUAAGACGGGCGGCAAGACGGGCGGCAAGACGGGCGGCAAGGUUGGUUCCAAGUCGAAAAAGUAG